AAAUGAAGCAUAAGCCGAGCAAGAGUCAAGUUCAAAAUCUUCAAGAGUGUAUUCUUUCGAAGAAAAUCAAAUUAUUUCAAAGCAAAGAGAGAGAAAAAUCAUUCCAUAAAUUCACUAGUCAGUCUAACACAGAUCUUAUUACUAAAAUUAAAGCUUGCAUGGACUUACAGAAGCAGAAGAAUAAGCCUAAAAAUUCUAAAACUAGUAAAUUUCAAUUGCUCCCUGUGAAGCAAUAUUCGUUUUAAAAAAGGUCUUCUCGAUUAUACCCAUACAAAGAAUAAGCUCGGAGCAAGGAAAUUAAAGAACAAGGAUUUUAAUCUAAAACUUCAAAUGGGUAAAUUUAAAAAGAGCUAUACGAGCAAAUAAAUCUACUAUCACUAAUUAUGAAAGAUUAUCGACCUCCCACACGAUCAGCUUAUCUCCGGCCAGAAUGACCCAGAAUAUGAACGGCUUAGCUAAAAUUAAGGAUAAUAUCUUUGAAAUAAAGCCAAUCGAGACUAUUAAAUUUGAUAGCCCAAAUACUACAAGUACCUGCUUUAGCAAACUCAACAAAUUCACUAAAUCAUAUCGUACAGAGCUGUGGAAGUUCAAGUCUAGGGUAAAUCUCUGUCAGAGUCCUGAAAAAGGCGGCUUCAAAGCAAAAAGAAUGAUACAUUCUCAACAGAAAUUGAAGCGGAGGCUUAACAAAACCAUGGAGAGCGUUCAGUUUACAGGCUUGUAUAUCAGUAACACAAACAAUACCAACAAUUCUAAAAUAAUGAUUAAUGAUUACGGUGCGAAGCAAGAGAUGGGUAAUACCAACCCUCUGAAUACUCCUGAAGCAUAUAAACAUAAAGCCAAAGAGGUCUGAAAGUAUGAAGAGAUCAACUCAAAAUCCCAAGAAACCCUCAGCUAUAACAGAGGUUGCAUAAAUACUGACCAAAGGAUGACUUCAAGACUUGGAUUGUGCAGUUCCCAGAGAAGGAAUAUCAAAAUUGUCAUAAAAAACCCAGUAGAGUCAGCCUAAUUUACACAAAUUUCAAAAAUAUA
Moneuplotes crassus is the source of this 1029-nucleotide messenger RNA. The record is from the annotation of a GenBank genome assembly. Lineage: Eukaryota; Ciliophora; Spirotrichea; Euplotida; Euplotidae.